AUGGCGCAGAAACCCAUCAGCACUGAGGCUGCGCAGCGCAUGAACCUGGUGGCCCAGGACGAGCUCUGGAGAUACCGUCUGAAGGCCGAAACUGAAGCCAGGCAGAGCUGGGACCAGAAGUGGGGGUUUUUAAGAACUCCCCUUGCAGAGGUAACUGGAAACGAUGAGGAGCAGCAACCCCCAAAGCCCAAAAUUGAGCUGCCCAGCCAUUUCCGCAUCCGGCCAGUGACCCCCGUGGACAAAUACAUCAAGAUCCUGCCAUCCCCUCCGGUUCCUCAAACCACCCAGGGCUUCAUUGGCUGGCGGUCUGGGGUGCCAGGCCUGAACAGGAGCCUGGAGCACGACAGUGAGAUCCGCAGCUGUAAGGGGGCCUACGCCCACGAGCUGCACUGGCCCGAGCAGGGCGUCUACUAG
This is a messenger RNA of Jaculus jaculus (lesser Egyptian jerboa), 414 nucleotides long. It is a transcript of the gene Cimip1, whose product is annotated as chromosome 8 C20orf85 homolog. NCBI's taxonomy places the organism in Eukaryota, Metazoa, Chordata, Mammalia, Rodentia, Dipodidae. Bases 1 to 414 code for a protein of 137 amino acids. The record is from RefSeq and is a predicted model, not a curated record. The transcript is spliced from 4 exons.